AUGGUCGCUUCAAGAGUUGAUCCCGCCGAUGCCCUUCAGGUUGCUGCAAUCACUUUCGACUGGGGAGAUAGCCUCGACGCAAAGGACUGGGAUCGCUUGGCCAGCAUCGUCGCCCCGGAACUAGUUAGUAUCCUUAAGGUCGAUUACACUGUCGUAACCGGUGAGAAGUGGGAUGCCAUGCCAGCCAAAGACUUUGUCGCCAUGGUCUCAGAUCCUGGAUUUGUCGGCGACCCUCUUGUUGUCAGCCAGCAUUUCAUCGGAGCUUCCAAAUACGAAGCUCUUUCCGAUGGUCGCAUAAUCGGUACUCACCAGUUCCGAGCUGCCCACCAGCGAUACACAGGGCCCGAUAAGAAGACUGUUGAGGCCAAGGGCCACUGCCAUGCCGUUAUGCAACAUACUUAUGCAAAGGUUGAUGGGGAAUGGAAGCUGGCGGGCUUGAAGCCGACCAUGUACUGGAAUGAGCAUGAUUUUUCCAAGAUUUUCAAAGGAAGCCAGUAG
Fusarium tjaetaba is the source of this 498-nucleotide messenger RNA. Its product is annotated as scytalone dehydratase. The transcript has 4 exons. Bases 1 to 498 code for a protein of 165 amino acids. Gene Ontology annotation, molecular function: scytalone dehydratase activity. Gene Ontology annotation, biological process: melanin metabolic process. Lineage: Eukaryota; Fungi; Ascomycota; Sordariomycetes; Hypocreales; Nectriaceae. The record is from RefSeq and is a predicted model, not a curated record.